Messenger RNA from Myotis brandtii (Brandt's bat), 7874 nucleotides. It is a transcript of the gene CLASP1, whose product is annotated as cytoplasmic linker associated protein 1. The record is from RefSeq and is a predicted model, not a curated record. Gene Ontology annotation, biological process: mitotic spindle assembly. Lineage: Eukaryota; Metazoa; Chordata; Mammalia; Chiroptera; Vespertilionidae. Gene Ontology annotation, molecular function: kinetochore binding; microtubule binding. The transcript has 44 exons. Gene Ontology annotation, cellular component: microtubule organizing center; cytoplasmic microtubule; spindle microtubule. The coding region runs from base 1939 to 6717 and encodes 1592 amino acids.
GAGUUAACUCCCAUACUCGUUUAGGGACCUCAGAAGAUGCAGUUUUGGUGUUUGAGCUCUUAUACAUUCCAGUCAUUUGACAGGGAAAGCUCUUGAUGUCAGCCUAUUCUUUCUUCUGGGAACAUUCACUCUUGACAUGUGAAUACUUUCUCUCAACAUUCUUGUCCAAACUAGUGAGUGGUCAGUGGCCAUGGUGCUGGGCUCCCAUGGGAGUUUUGUUUCAUAAUUACUUGUGGGUAUGUGGUCGGUUAGCCUCCUCUCAGCCCAUCUGUAACCCCAAAACUUAAUUUUCGCAGCUACAAAAUGUGGUAAAUAACAACUGGCUCACAUUUACUAGUAUCUUGAUGUUUAAUGAUAUAUCAAUAAUUUAUCUAAAGUAGUACUCAAUGUAUGGCAUAUCUUAAAACCUCCAUAAAUGCUUUACAUAAAGGGAGUAUGUAUUAAGCUUCCAGUUUCUAAAAGUUUUUUCACCAUGUUCUUACCCCAAGGACCUGACCGGAAACUGUAUAGGUUUCUCCCCUUGGUUUCAAAAUCUUCCCCAUCCUACUGAGAGCAAAGAGUUAUGCACUGCCCCGUUCAUAACAGCAUUAUUCACAAUAGCCAAAAGGUGCAAGGAACCCAAGUGUCCACCAUGGCAAACAAUGGAACAUUAUUCAGUCUUAAAAAGUAAGGAAAUCCUGACACAUGCUGCAACAUGUGUGAACAUUAAAGAUGCUACGUUAGGUGAAAUGAGCCAAUCACACGCAAAAACCCCCAAAUAUGUUUGUAGGGUUCCACUUACACGAGGCACCCGAGUAGUCACAUUUACAGACAGAAAGUAGGAGGGUGGUCGCAGGAGCUGGGGGAAGGGGCCUCGGUACAGAAUUCAUUUUAUGAGAGCAAGAGUUCAGGGGAUGCUGCAUCCCACGGCGUGUCCUUACCUCCACUGUGCACUUAGAAAUGGUUAAGACGGUCCGUUUUAUGCUGCUGACUCACAUCCCCCAUUCCAUUCAUCACCCCCCACCCCCCCGCCGCCCCGUCCCGUGUGCACCCUGCUCUCACUUCACUCCCAGCGCAACAUGCACUCGGGGCCGCUGCCCGCGGUGCCUCUGCCCCGGAGCGCUUUCUCCAUCGCCUGCCCGUUUUCACAGGGCUGCUCGCGCUUUCGCCCCGGAGAUGUCACCUCUUCCAGAUCCCAGGAGCCAACCCCCCCAAGUCACCCAAUUCCUGCGGCCCACGGUCCUCGCUGCCGCACUGCAGAGGGGCCCACACAGGGCUUCACUGUUUGAGCCGUCUCCCCAGCCCGACGUGUGCGCCCGGAGGCCGGGGCGUUACCUGCUGUCCUCCCGCGCCCCUCCCCAACCGGACACAACCCCCAGCACGGGGUGCGCCGCACAAGAGCUGCCCGGGAACACGCAAGGCACAGGACUCCGCCAUGCGCUGGCGAUGGAGGGAGCCAACUCGGACCGAGGGGUUUCCGCGAGGCGGUGUGGGGUCGACACGAAGCUGACAAUGUCGGUACCGGCGAGCGCAGGCUCCUGCGCGGCAAGCCCUAGAUGCAGCCUCACAACGCGCCCUUCCCUGCUCCGCAGCCCUGCCCUAGAGGGGAACGCGAGGGGGGCAGCGCAGCGUGGAGGAGACGCUCGUCCCACCCAACAGGCUCCGCUCCAAACAGAAUGGACUGCUGAAUUAUGAAGUAUUUCAGACCCAAUACCAGGACUUCACUCUGCCAUUCACUCCUUUAUCGUCUACUAGUUAUUUAAAUUGAACUUUUAAUAUCCUGCCAGCUGCUCUUCAGACACACAUGGUGCAUUGUUGCCAUUCCCCGGAUUGCAUCUUUGAAACACAGGCUCUUAGUAACCUUCAACGAACAAAGAGGCAACCUCCCGGGUACACUAACUGGGAGGGUGUCACCCUGACUGCCCUCUAGCUUUUGCUGCAUCUCAAUUUGAAUUCACCAUGGAGCCUCGCAUGGAGUCCUGCCUGGCACAGGUGUUGCAGAAGGAUGUGGGGAAACGACUGCAGGUUGGCCAAGAACUCAUAGACUAUUUCUCAGACAAACAGAAGUCUGCUGACCUUGAGCAUGACCAGACCAUGUUAGAUAAACUUGUGGAUGGACUCGCUACCUCUUGGGUGAACUCUAGCAAUUACAAGGUGGCUCUUCUGGGCAUGGACAUCCUAUCCGCGCUAGUCACCCGGCUGCAGGAUCGGUUCAAGGCGCAGAUUGGCACAGUGCUGCCAAGUUUAAUAGACAGACUGGGAGAUGCUAAAGACUCCGUGAGGGAGCAGGACCAGGCUCUGCUGCUAAAGAUCAUGGAUCAAGCUGCUAAUCCCCAGUAUGUGUGGGACCGGAUGCUGGGCGGCUUCAAGCACAAGAACUUCCGGACUCGGGAGGGCAUGUGUGUCUGCCUUGUCGCCACACUCAAUGCCUCUGGAGCACAUACUUUGACACUAAACAAGAUCGUGCCACAUAUAUGUAAUUUACUUGGAGAUCCAAACAGCCAGGUUCGAGAUGCAGCAAUAAACAGCUUAGUGGAAAUUUACAGACAUGUAGGAGAACGUGUGAGGGCGGACCUCAGUAAAAAAGGAUUGCCGCAGUCCCGGUUGAAUUUAAUUUUUACAAAAUUUGAUGAAGUCCAAAAAUCUGGAAAUAUGAUACAAUCUACAAAUGAUAAAAACUUUGAUGAUGAAGAUUCUGUGGAUGGUAACAGACCUUCCUCUGCCAGUUCCACAUCAUCCAAAGCUCCACCAAGCUCACGGAGAAACGCUGGAAUGGGGACCACCCGGCGGUUUGGAUCAUCCACUCUCGGGUCUAAGUCUUCAGCUCCAAAAGAAGGAGCUGGUGCUGUUGAUGAAGAGGAUUUUAUUAAAGCCUUUGACGACGUACCUGCAGUGCAGAUUUAUUCCAGUCGAGACCUCGAGGAAUCCAUAAACAAGAUUAGGGAAAUAUUAUCUGAUGACAAGCAUGAUUGGGAGCAAAGAGUAAAUGCUCUAAAAAAGAUUAGAUCUUUACUUUUGGCUGGUGCUGCUGAAUAUGAUAACUUCUUUCAACAUUUGAGACUUUUGGAUGGAGCCUUUAAACUAUCUGCUAAGGAUCUGCGGUCUCAGGUAGUGCGGGAGGCUUGUAUCACGUUGGGGCAUCUGUCAUCAGUUCUGGGGAAUAAGUUUGACCAUGGAGCUGAAGCCAUUAUGCCAACUAUCUUUAAUUUAAUUCCAAACAGUGCCAAAAUUAUGGCCACUUCUGGUGUUGUAGCUGUUAGGUUAAUCAUUCGGCACACACACAUCCCUAGGCUAAUACCUGUGAUAACAAGCAACUGUACCUCCAAGUCUGUUGCAGUUAGAAGACGCUGUUUUGAAUUUUUAGAUUUACUUUUACAAGAAUGGCAAACACAUUCACUGGAACGGCACAUAUCAGUAUUAGCCGAAACGAUAAAGAAGGGAAUACAUGAUGCUGACUCUGAAGCCAGGAUAGAAGCCAGAAAGUGCUACUGGGGGUUCCACAGUCACUUCAGCAGAGAAGCAGAGCACUUGUACCACACGCUGGAGUCCUCCUACCAGAAGGCCCUGCAGUCCCACUUGAAGAACUCGGACAGCAUCGUGUCUUUGCCGCAAUCCGAUCGCUCAUCUUCUAGCUCUCAAGAGAGUCUGAAUCGGCCGCUCUCUGCCAAAAGAAGUUCCACUGGAAGUAGCGCCUCUAGAGCUUCUACCGUCAGCACCAAAUCUGGGUCAACGACUGGGUCCCUCCAGCGAUCCCGGAGUGACAUCGAUGUGAAUGCAGCGGCCAGUGCCAAGUCCAAAGCCUCCGCGUCAGGCUCCGCGCCCUUCAGCUCCGCAGCGGCCUUGCCUCCGGGCUCAUACGCAUCCUUAGAGUCCAGACGCAUGAGGGACGAUGUGGAGUCCGUAGGCCUUGAUUCAGAUGGUACUGCCACUAAAGCGGAGGGUCGAAUUCGUACGAGAAGGCAAAACUCCGGGAGUACCACCAAUGUCGCCUCUAUACCUUCUGAUAGUCGAGGCCGCAGUCGCGCUAAAGUGGUUUCACAGUCCCAGCGAUCCAGAUCUGCUAAUCCUGCUGGUGCUGGCAGCCGGUCGAGUUCUCCAGGGAAAUUGUUGGGAAGUGGUUACAGUGGCCUUGCUGGGGGUUCCUCAAGAGGCCCGCCGGUGACACUCCCUUCAGAAAAACGAAGCAAGAUUCCCAGAAGUCAGGGAUGUAGCCGAGAAACAAGUCCAAACCGAAUAGGACUAGCACGGAGCAGCCGUAUCCCUCGACCCAGCAUGAGUCAGGGGUGCAGCCGCGAUACCAGCCGUGAGAGCAGCCGAGAUACAAGCCCUGCUCGGGGCUUCCCUCCACUGGCCUCUCGACGGCAUUCCAGGUCCACUAGCGCUCUCUCCACUGCUGACUCUGUCGGGCAGUCAGACCGGUUUGGGCUUGGCCAGGCAGGAAGAAUACCGGGUUCUGUGAAUGCCAUGCGCGUGUUAAGCACAAGCACAGAUCUUGAAGCUGCUGUUGCUGACGCUUUGCUGUUAGGAGACUCCAGGAGCAAGAAGAAGCCUGUGAGGAGGAGAUAUGAGCCCUAUGGGAUGUAUUCUGACGACGAUGCCAACAGUGAUGCCUCGAGUGUUUGCUCUGAGCGCUCGUAUGGUUCCAGGAACGGCGGCAUUCCCCAUUACCUGCGGCAGACCGAGGAUGUGGCAGAAGUUCUCAACCACUGCGCCAGCUCAAACUGGUCAGAGAGGAAAGAAGGGCUUCUGGGCCUGCAGAACUUACUGAAGAGCCAGAGAACACUGAGUCGAGUAGAAUUGAAAAGAUUGUGUGAGAUCUUCACACGAAUGUUUGCUGACCCACAUAGCAAGAGAGUUUUCAGUAUGUUUUUGGAGACUCUUGUUGAUUUUAUAAUAAUUCAUAAGGAUGAUUUGCAAGACUGGCUUUUUGUUCUUCUCACACAAUUACUUAAGAAAAUGGGGGCAGAUUUACUUGGAUCUGUGCAAGCGAAAGUUCAGAAAGCUCUAGAUGUCACAAGGGACUCCUUUCCAUUUGAUCAACAAUUUAACAUUUUGAUGAGAUUUAUUGUGGAUCAAACUCAGACUCCUAACCUCAAGGUCAAAGUUGCAAUCCUGAAGUACAUUGAGUCUCUCGCCAGACAGAUGGAUCCAAUUGACUUUAUAAACUCUAGUGAGACCAGGCUUGCUGUUUCUAGAAUUAUAACCUGGACAACAGAACCAAAGAGUUCCGACGUGAGAAAGGCCGCACAGAUUGUGCUAAUAUCGCUGUUUGAAUUGAACACUCCUGAAUUUACUAUGUUACUUGGUGCCUUGCCCAAAACAUUCCAGGAUGGUGCCACCAAACUCCUGCAUAACCACCUCAAGAAUUCCAGUAACACCAGUGUGAGCUCUCCGAGCAACACAAUUGGCCGGACUCCCUCCCGACACAACAGCAGCAGGACCAGCCCCCUGACCUCACCCACCAACUGUUCCCAUGGGGGCCUGUCUCCAAGUCGGUUAUGGGGUUGGAGUGCCGAUGGGCUAUCGAAGCACCCCCCUCCCCUUUCUCAGCCCAACUCCAUUCCCACCGCUCCCUCCCACAAGACUCUCAGGCGCUCUUACUCUCCCAGCUUGCUGGACAAUGAUACAGAGAACCUGAACUCUGAAGAAAUCUAUAGUUCUUUGCGUGGAGUUACAGAAGCCAUUGAAAAGUUUAGUUUUCGAAGCCAAGAGGAUCUGAAUGAGCCAAUUAAACGAGAUGGCAAGAAAGACUGUGAUAUUGUAUCCCGGGAUGGUGGCGUCGCGUCCCCUGCCACUGAGGGCCGGGGCGGCAGUGAUGUGGUGGAAGGAGGCAGAACAGCUCUGGACAACAAGACCUCCCUGCUCAACACCCAGCCUCCGCGCGCCUUCCCGGGGCCGCGGGCGCGCGACUACAACCUGUACCCCUACCCGGACACCAUCAACACCUAUGACAAGACAGCCCUGAAGGAGGCCGUGUUUGACGACGACAUGGAGCAGCUUCGAGAUGUGCCCAUUGACCAUUCGGACUUGGUGGCGGACCUUCUGAAAGAGCUGUCCAACCACAACGAGCGCGUGGAGGAGCGGAAGGGCGCCCUGCUGGAGCUGCUCAAGGUCACCCGGGAGGACAGCCUGGGUGUCUGGGAGGAGCACUUCAAGACCAUCCUGCUCCUGCUCCUGGAGACCCUUGGAGACAAAGACCAUUCCAUUCGUGCGCUGGCGCUGAGAGUUUUACGGGAGAUUCUGAGAAACCAGCCAGCAAGAUUCAAAAACUACGCUGAGCUGACGAUCAUGAAGACUCUGGAAGCCCACAAAGACUCCCACAAGGAGGUGGUGAGAGCUGCCGAGGAAGCUGCGUCCACUCUGGCCAGCUCCAUCCACCCGGAGCAGUGCAUCAAAGUGCUCUGCCCCAUCAUCCAGACGGCCGACUACCCCAUCAACCUGGCUGCCAUCAAGAUGCAGACCAAGGUCGUCGAGAGGAUCGCCAGGGAGUCCCUGCUGCAGCUGCUGGCUGACAUCAUCCCGGGCCUGCUGCAGGGUUAUGACAACACUGAAAGUAGUGUGCGGAAGGCCAGUGUGUUCUGCUUGGUGGCAAUUUAUUCCGUAAUCGGAGAAGAGCUGAAACCUCACCUCGCACAGCUCACGGGGAGCAAGAUGAAGCUACUGAACUUGUACAUCAAGAGGGCGCAGACCACGAACAGCAACAGCAGCUCCUCCUCCGACGUCUCCACGCACAGCUAAUGGCAGCGCGGGUGUCCGAGCGGCAGAGCAGCCGCGGUGCCUCUCACAGACCUUCCCGCCCCCUCGUAGGCUCCCGUCAGGGCGAGGAGGCCACACAUAUUUAUUACAAUCAGUAUUUGGUCCCUUCCAGCUUUUGUGUAGAAUCUUACUGGCAUUGAAUGUAAAGGAGCAAGGCCUGUUUUGCGUCCUCACACACAACUGCAGGAGUGAAAGAGCCAUGCAGUGUCCAGCGCUGAGGGCACGUGGGGCGCAGCCAACGCCCGACGGGGGAGGGAGCGCUCUGAUGGACAGCGGGUGUGGCGGUCUGCGUUUCUCUUCCAUCUUAGCGUCCUGCGUUCUGGCCGUGGCUGUGUAGGGCAGGUUCCCUCCCCCCACCCCAGCCGACGCCAUGACACAGUUAGUUGUGCCUCUUUAAGUUGUGUUUUGAGACCUGCUAAGAAUGUGAAUCACGUGGCAGGAUGGAGGAAAAGCUGAGGAGGGCCUCUGGCAGACCCCGGGGUGUUGCUUCUGUACCUGGGCCAAAGGCUGCUGGCCUCAUGCUAGUGCUCCGCGCAGUGCCCGGUGCUGCCUCGCUGCCCGCGGCUCCCGGGAGUCUGCGGAAGCCGUCUUCAGGGGCUCCUCUCGGGCCCUGGGUCUUGGGUCGUCUGUCCCUCCUGUCCCCCCACCCCCAGCGUUUGCUUAAGCUGCGCAGUUCUAAAGCGUUCUCACUUAACCUGGGCCCGGCUCCCGCUUUCUGCCGCUGCCAUCCUCAAGGACACUCCCCUCUGGCCCAGCACUCGCUUCCAACACCCUCUGCAGCUGAUGCAGCGGGGUUUCCUCAUCUUCUCUCCCUGCCGCCCUUUAUUUAUCAAACAUAAUACAUGUCAAAGAACAGCAAGCAGGAACUUUGUAGAACCCGCAGGACUUUGCUGGCAGUGACGUUUGGAAGUGAAAAGAAAAUGCUCUAAAAGAUACCGGCCACCAAAUGUUUGGUCAGCGCUGUGUGUGCAUGCAUGGUCCCACACCCCCAGGUUGGGUUUCUGUUUUUUGGUUUUAUUUGGGGGGGCUUUUUCACGUUUCACUCUCUAGUGUAUCAUGCAAAUGUACAGACUCUUUUGUUAAUAAUGUAGGAUUUGCUAAAAAAUAAAAAAUAAAAGAACCCUUUUGAGUUUGCCCUA